GGGCGCAGUCGGAUCAGCGGCGUCGCGCCACGCAGACGCGAAGUUCCGAUCGAGACCUAGCCAAAGAAACCGCAAGAAACCUAGUGGGAUCACGACGAUGGAGAUGGACGCGGGGAUCAGCGGCCGCCGACUGACGCGGCUCCGCACGCUCGGCCGCGGCGCGUCGGGCGCCGCCGUGUCGCUCUUCUCGGCGGGCGAGGAGCUCCUCGCGGUGAAGUCGGCGGGCGGCGCCGCGGGCGCCGAGCAGCUGCGGCGCGAGGGGGGAAUCAUGGCCUCGCUCUGCUCGCCGCACGUGCUCCGCUGCAUCGGGUUCCGCGCCGCCGCGGGAGGGGAGUGCCAGCUGCUCCUCGAGUUCGCGCCCGGCGGUUCCCUGGCUGACGAGGUGGAGAGGAAUGGGGGCCGCCUGGAGGAAGCAGCCGUACGGGCGUACGCAGCGGACGUGGCCAGGGGGAUCGCGUACCUCCACGGGGAGUCCAUAGUGCACGGGGACGUCAAGGGGAGGAACGUGGUGAUCGGCGCCGACGGGCGGGCAAAGCUCGCGGACUUCGGGUGCGCGAGGUGCGUGGGCUCGAAGGGGCCGAUCGGCGGCACGCCGGCGUUCAUGGCGCCGGAGGUGGCGCGCUGGGAGGAGCAGGGGCCGGCGGCCGACGUCUGGGCGCUUGGAUGCACCGUCAUCGAGAUGGCCACCGGCCGCGCCCCGUGGAGCGACAUGGACGACGUGGUCGCGGCGGUGCGCAUGAUCGGGUACACGGACGCCGUGCCGGAGGCGCCGGAGUGGCUGUCGGCGGAGGCGAAGGACUUCUUGGACAAGUGCCUAAGGCGAGACGCCAGCGAGCGGUGGACGGCGGCGCAGCUGCUGGAGUAUCAGUUCUUAGCAUCAGCUGGCUGCGGCGUCAAUGCAGAGGAUACGAAGGCCAAGUGGGUCUCUCCCAAGAGCACGCUGGAUGCCGCAUUGUGGGAGUCGGACGCGGAUGACGAGGAUGAUGAGCAGCCAGAGAGCGCCGCCGACAGGAUCAGGGCAUUGGCAGGCCCCUGCUCGGCCUUGCCAGAUUGGGAAUCCGACGAGGGUUGGAUCGAAGUGUGCAGCCUUCGCUCCGAACUUCCCGACGCAGCGGCCGCCGCCCAAGAAGUGAAAUUUCCGACGCACGGUGAAAUUUCCGACGCGGCGGUGGCGACGUCGUCCGAGCAGAUGCACAGUGACGUUUCCGAUCUGCCGAUGGCUGCGACGGCUGUGGAGACGAUGCACUAUGCAAUUUUUUGGGGUGACGAAUCGGAAGCAGAAGCUAAGGCUGAGGUUUUUGGUGCUGACUUGGAUGCCGGCGAUGACCCCCGGCACAAUGUAGGAGCUGCCGAUGCCUACGCGCAUCAGCAACAGCAAUAUAUUCAUGCGAAUUUCACUAGUGAUCGAAUUGUACUCCAUCUCGAUAUUUCUGAUGAAGAAAUAGUAAAAACUCUUUCCGUGGUCAAAUCGCCUUUGUUUCUCUUCCUCCUCCUCUUAUCGUCUUUUAGCUUGCUUUUUUACUGACUCCCACUGACAAAC
This is a messenger RNA of Phragmites australis (common reed), 1540 nucleotides long. RefSeq names its product mitogen-activated protein kinase kinase kinase 17-like. Gene Ontology annotation, molecular function: ATP binding; protein kinase activity. Bases 98 to 1525 code for a protein of 475 amino acids. Gene Ontology annotation, biological process: protein phosphorylation. The transcript has a single exon. Lineage: Eukaryota; Viridiplantae; Streptophyta; Magnoliopsida; Poales; Poaceae. The record is from RefSeq and is a predicted model, not a curated record.